Molecule: messenger RNA, 951 nt
Organism: Phytophthora sojae
Lineage: Eukaryota; Oomycota; Peronosporomycetes; Peronosporales; Peronosporaceae
Exons: 2
Coding region: 1-951 (316 amino acids)
Source: RefSeq, a predicted model, not a curated record
AUGCCAAGCUGGGCACGCUCGGAGCACUUGGUGCUCAUUGCUGCGUGCGAAAAUGCGUUGUAUGCGCACCCUCACGAAUCGUUGGUCCACCCCUCGCCUGCAAUGAAAACCGCUAUCCAUGACAACUUCGUGAAGCUGGCCCACAGCACGAGACGAACGCAGCUGGCGACGGCGUCGAAGUGGAAGAGGCUCGUGGCGCAGUUCCGUAGCAACGUUAAGCUUGACCGAGAGGUGUCUGCAGCGCUUGGGCGCGUUCUACGUGGGUGUGAGCCUCGCUGGACUCGACGUGAGCUGGACCUGCUAACUCGCGCUAUUGAAGAUCUUGGCUUUCCUGCUCUCCAGUCCCCAAAGUGCGCGUCGAAGCUCCAUCCGAGCUUUGUGCGGCUAGGCGGCAGCGCUCGGUCCUGCGAUGCAGUUGAAGCGGCGACUCGCGCGGUGCUGACAGCCCGUCAGUUCGUCGCAAAUGGCUACGGCUCCUGGACUACCUGGUUCGAGCUCACGGAGGCCUGUCGACGCGAGGCCUCACGACGCUGCGCAGAGCCCGAGGUGCUGCUGAGUUUGAGUCAAACCGCAUUUCGGACGCUUGACAAGGUCCGCGCCCGGAAGCUCGGGGUGCUGGCGGAGGCAGCUUCGACUCAAGCGUCCGAAGACGAGGAGGCAGACGCAGACGCUUGCUCAACUCUUGCAACCGACAACACUGAAGACGAGAGCGAGGAGGGCGAGGAGGACACUUCGGACGACGACGAACCAGUUCUGGUGAAGGUGUCCAAGGUGCUCUGUGAACAAGUCAACACCCAAGCGAACACCUCGAGCGGAGCCAAGGUCGCCGAAGACCAUUUGAAGCUCCUCGUGAAGGCGGGUGCAGAUGCUGAAGAGCGGAUGAGGCUGGUGGUGACGCAAAGCGAGGAGAGGGAGCGUUUGUUUGCUCGCUUCUUGCAGGACAAGGGCUGA